AUGACCAGUUUUCAAGCUCUGUUGGUAACUAAGGAGAGACGUGAAGUAUAUUUAUUUAAAAUCGAUUCAUCGGGAGGCGCUUACGAUAUUUCAUAUGACGCCUGGAACUUUUUAGUAACUGGCAAAUCAGCUUUGGAAGCGCCUUCUAUGGGAGGAGCAGUCUUGAUGACAUAUGAAGUGGUCGAUCCUUCCUAUUGUGUCCCUUUACUUCAAGAUGGGAGACUACCUUUAGCUGCAGCGAAUAGCAUGAACUACCUAGCCAAUUGUCUGCAAUCCCCAAACAGCUGGGUAGCUACGCACCAUGUUCUAUACAACAUUGAUAUUCUAUCUGGAACAAGCUAUGAGCUGGUGUUUAAUGCCGGGCAAUUAGCUUUCAGUGCCAUCAAGCGCCGUUUGAAAGAAGCCCGCCUUGAUCUUGGAUAUGAGACUAUUGGAGUUAUUGAAGCAUCUCCCUUUUUAGAACGGCAAUGUAUCAAGAUUUCCGUAAUCUUGUCAUAUCACUGGUCUAGCGAUGAAUCUACUAGCUCCAUUGAAUCCCCAAUAAUUCGACAUACUGAAAGCUUUGAGAUUCUCGCCAAUGCUGCUGAGACAAUCCUGGCAUCACUCCAUAACAACCAGCUAAUCACAUUCAGUUGGGACAUGGGAACUUGCAUCCCGGCGAGUGUGCUGGGACCUGAAGGCAUAAUCAACAAAUGCCAGAGCAAUCUCAGAAACUUAAAUCUAAUCACAGACUGGCAAUGCUAUCGUAGCGACCCUUUCUGGUUGACUUCGGGUUGCGAGCAAAGAUCAGAGUUAAGCCUGCAGGGGCUCAAGAGUCUCAGAAGGCUCUCCUGGAAAGCACCUCACGAAGAAGAUUUAUUCGCCUUGUCCUGCGUUGUAGACAUCAACAAGAAGCAUCUUGAGGCCCUGGAGCUAGACUUCAUUGAAUGGGAUACUUCUGCCGGACGUUCCUUCCGCUAUGGAAACGGGACGCCUGACGUCUGCCCCUUGCUCGGUGAUGUCCUCCAUCUGAGUCCGAUUGCUGGGGGCGCUAUUUUCCCAGAACUCCGGGAAUUGGGUUUAUCCGAAGCAGCUAUCGGACCGAAAUUGGCCCUGGCCAUCGAUUUCAGUGUGCUGAGAGUAUUGAAACUUCGGGGUUGCUACGGAUGGUGUGAAUUCUUGGAACAUCUUACAGCAUCGAGGGUGAAACUGGAGAUCACUACAUUCGAGCUAAUUGCAGCCGGAGAUAAAUCACCAGAGGUGGGAAUUCGAGAUGAUACGAUUGAAGAAUUUCUUGCAUCCUUUACAGGACUUCAAGAACUCUACUUGCUGGUGUCAGCGCCGUGGUUUCCUGGCGGCCAGUUCAGUAGUGCAAUUGCAAACCAUCGUGCAACCUUACGACAGUGCGUUCUGGAUGGACUAUGGGAAAACAUUCCUGAAGAACCCGAAAGGAGAGUGUUGGCUGCGCCAUUCGGGGAAGAAUUUCUGGGGAUACUGGAUCUGGAGGCUGUUGGACUGAUCAAUGACCCUCACACACUGGUACCUCGUGCAAGCGUGUCGGCGCAGUUUAUCGACAUAAUGCAGGCUACGCAUAAAGGAAUUGCAGCAAUACUCUGCAUAUUUGAUAAUAUUCAAGACAAGAUUCUCAUCCAAGAGUACCUAGAACUCAACCUCCUUCAACUUGGGCCUCUAAGUGAAACCGAACUUGCCAGUUCGAUCUCACAGGUCAUUGGCGCCUAUAGAUAUCUUUCUGGAGAGCGCUCAGGUUUACGAAUUGAGGAGACUCGUGUCUCUCUGACUGGAACGGUCAAAUUAGUAAUGGAUCUUGGUUACAGCUUCCCAUCAACGCACUGGCCAAGGCCCCGAGGUUUAGCUUUGGCAGCCAGGAAGGCAAGCGGAGUUAUGUUAGCAGAUACUACUGAAAAUAGAUCAAAACGAUAUGGAAGUGUCUAG
Molecule: messenger RNA, 1932 nt
Organism: Fusarium redolens
Lineage: Eukaryota; Fungi; Ascomycota; Sordariomycetes; Hypocreales; Nectriaceae
Exons: 9
Coding region: 1-1932 (643 amino acids)
Source: RefSeq, a predicted model, not a curated record